Purpureocillium takamizusanense is the source of this 3442-nucleotide messenger RNA. It is a transcript of the gene SWI6, whose product is annotated as transcriptional regulator swi6. The coding region runs from base 858 to 3287 and encodes 809 amino acids. Lineage: Eukaryota; Fungi; Ascomycota; Sordariomycetes; Hypocreales; Ophiocordycipitaceae. Gene Ontology annotation, cellular component: MBF transcription complex; SBF transcription complex. Gene Ontology annotation, molecular function: protein binding; transcription coactivator activity; DNA binding. The transcript has 3 exons. The record is from RefSeq and is a predicted model, not a curated record.
CGACACGUCUCGAUUAAUUGAUUUCUCGGCCUCGCACCCAUUCCACCACGCGCUACACGGCUUCGCAAGACCUGUCGCAUCCCGUCGCAGCACCCGCAACGUCCCGCACGGCCUGUGCAUGACUGGUACAUGUCAUUUUGCGUUUGGGUGUUUGCGCUGCAGCUUUCCCAAGCCCCACGCCGGGCCGUUCUCAUCCAUUGACUGAGCCUGCCGACGACUCGCACACGCUGCUGCGACACGACAUCAUCACCAUCGCCAGCAUCGCCAUUGUUCAUCAGGCCAAAGACGUGGCUUGCCUGCCUGCCUGCACGCACUCAAGGCCAGAGCCACUUGCACACAAACCCGGGGCUCGUGCUCCCACGCCCGCUGCCAGUCGCCGAGUGGAGGCGUGCUGGACUGGACUGGACUGGACUGGCGCUCCCUCCCCCCUCUUCGGGCUCGCUAAAUAAGUUGUCGGAAAAAGAGGCACGCUUAUUAGUUACAAGCCCACCCUCGCUUCCUCUGCCGCCCGCGCUUCCCUCGCUUGCCUACACGCACUCCAGCUGAGCCUCGACCGCAAUCCAUCAGCUCAUCGCACCGCUUGCCACGACCAGGACGAGGCCGGCCCACGAUACGAGCGAUCGAUCGCAGCUCGACUUUUGCGCUGCGUCGAGCACGCGCUUGCGGCACGGCACCAUUUACACUGACUGCCCUUGCCCACGCAAAGGCCAUCGCGCCGCGUGCACGCUUGCAGGCCCGAGCCCGAGCCGCCAGGGUUCUCCCACGGCAACGUCGAGCAUUCACAAGCGCCCAUCCCUCGACGCCCCUUCAUUUCAAACACCCUCCCGCCGCGCACGAUAGGCUCUCGCCAAUUCACAAUGCCGUCGGCGUCGCAGUCAUCACAGCAAUCUUUCACCAUGAGCCAACAGUCGCAGCCGAGGCACUCUGCCUCGUUCCACCAGGGCUACAAUGGCCCGGCGGAAGCGCCCCAAAUCUACUCCGCCUCGUACUCAGGCGUCGAUGUGUACGAAAUGGAAGUCAACAAUGUCGCCGUCAUGCGCCGGCGCCACGACUCAUGGCUCAACGCAACCCAGAUCCUCAAGGUUGCCGGCGUCGACAAGGGCAAGCGCACCAAGAUCCUCGAAAAGGAGAUUCAGACUGGUGAGCACGAAAAGGUCCAGGGCGGCUACGGCAAGUACCAAGGCACCUGGAUAAAAUUCGAGCGUGGCGUUGAAGUAUGCCGCCAAUACGGCGUCGAAGAGAUGCUUCGGCCGCUCUUGACGUACGACAUGGGCCAAGACGGCGGCGUCGCUGGCAGGGGAGACUUCAACACGCCCACCAAGGAGCAAGCCAUGGCUGCGCAGAGAAAGCGUCUCUACAACUCCAGUGUCGAUGGCAGACCCAAUGGCCUGUCAGGCACCUUUUUCAAGAACAUCUCCAGCACCGCGAGCCACGCUGUCGCCGCUAUUAGCAAGGCACGAUUCGACUCGCCUGGUCCUAGGAGCCGCAACGGGCCGACCCGAGCACCCAGCUUCAGCCGGCAGCCUUCUAUGCAGAAUGGAGAUGAAUUCCCUGGCAACUCCCAGCAGAGCUACGCCUCCGACUAUGGGCAGGGGGUGGACUCGGCCUACUCGACCCAGCAGCAGAACAACGAAAACGGCGCGGCACCCGACAACGAGCCCCCGCGAAAGCGACAACGAGUGACGAUGACGCCGGCCGAUAUGUUUGGAGGCAGUUAUAACCAGAAUGUGGAAGCGUACGCCGCGACAUUUCCCGGCUCGCCCACAGAACCCAAUGAGUCUUUCAUUUACACGCAGAGCGCCGUGCAUGACCGAACCCCGAACGAAGACGGCAAUGGCUCUCUCCCUCCCCUCCCCUACGAGAUGUCUCCCGAUAUCGAGACGAAACGCAGCAUGCUCAUGGGCCUCUUCAUGGACUCCUCGGCAUCUGACACCUCCAAGCACGACAUGCUCCAGACCUUUACGCCGCACGAGCUCGACAUGCCCAUCGACCCUCAAAGCCACACCGCCCUCCACUGGGCGGCAACUCUUGCCCGCAUGCCUCUCCUGCGCGCGCUCAUAGCGGCUGGGGCAUCUCCGUAUCGUGUGAACGCUUCUGGUGAAACGGCGCUCAUGCGUGCUUGCCUGGUCACCAACUCCAUGGACCACGGCUCCUUUCCGGACUUGCUCGAGGUUCUGGGGAGCACGAUUGAGGCUCGCGAUCACAAGGGUAGGACCGUGCUCCAUCACAUUGCAGUCACCAGCGCAGUCAAGGGACGCAACGCGGCCAGUCGCUACUACCUUGAGAGCCUUCUUGAGUGGGUUGUCCGGCAGGGUAGCGUUCCCAGCAGUCAGAACCCACAAGCCAACGGCAAUCCACCGAGCAGCUCGCAGUCUGCGGCGCCGAAAAUGGGCAUUGCGCGGUUCAUGACCGAGAUUGUCAACGCCCAGGACAGCUCGGGUGACACGGCGCUGAACAUCGCUGCGAGAAUCGGGAACCGGAGCAUCAUCUCACAACUGCUCGAGGUUGGGGCCGACCCCAACAUUGCAAACCGCGUUGGCCUUCGGCCGCUUGACUUUGGCAUCGGCGGUGACAAUACGGAGGAGCAGACGAACGGGGAGGGGCCGGCUGAGAAGAACGGCGCCCCGGGCUCCAGCCAGCGGACCCGAGAGAGCAGCGACGAGAUCAUCGCCUCAAUUACGCAUUUGCUCAAUGAAACAGGCGCCACUUUCCAGCAAGAGAUGAAGUCCAAACAAGCAUCCCUAGAUGCCCUGCACGCAACCCUUCGAACAACCUCUACUCAGCUCGGUGAAGCGCGACGCAACAUCGAGCAUCUGACUGCCACGGUGAAGAAGCAACAACUGGCCCGCCAAAAGGUCGCGAAUCUCGCUCACGCGCGUGAGGAUGAGCAGCUACGGCUCAUGAACGAGCAGAAUCACUCGUCGCAGCCGAACCCUUCGUCUUCUUGGGAGACAGAGCUGUCGGCCAUGCUCGAAGCCGCAGACGAGUCAGCCGCGGGCGGAGGCGUCGAAGGCAUGCUGCCCUCGGCGAGCGUCCUACGGGCACGCAUCCGCGCUCUCGAGGGUCGGCGAGACUUUACGCGCAAGAUGGUGCAGGCCCUCCAGCUCCGCAGUCGGGACGUUGAGGUCAAAUACCGCCGCGUCGUCGCCCUCUGCACAGGCGUGCAGGAAGCCGAAGUGGACGCUGUUGUCGAUAACCUGCUCAAGGCAGUCGAGAGCGAGCGAGAAGAGCUCGAUAUUGGGCGCGUGAGGAGAUUCCUCGGCGGCGUCGAGGGUGUGGUCCACUAGUAGCGCGGCCACACACCAUCAACUGUGUGUUCCCACGCGCGUCGCGCCGACGAUGUACUCGUAAUGUCUAUACCUCCUUGCUUUUGUUGUCCUGGGCGAGCCAUGUCAGGAUAGGAGAGGGCCAUGCGCCGGGUACGAUGAGGUGUUCACCGGGG